GGGAGGAAGGGGCGCCAGCGGCGGGCGGGAUCCUGCGAGGCGCGUGAAGCCUCGCUGGCGCCUCGUCCGAGAUACAAACGCUGGCGGGCGCGGAGUUUCUCACGACCAGCCGAGCCCGUCUCUGCUAACUACAUCUCAGAAGGAAUCAGCUUUUUAUCAAUGGACCCAUUCAUCAAAUGCAGUAUGCCUCUACUAUUUUAAAAAGCUUUGUGUUUCAUAAUGGAAAAAUUUACUCCCCAAAAUGAAAAUGGAGACAUCUGAGAAGGUGGUUUAAGGUGUGGACAUUUGAGAAAGUGAACGAAAGGAUAAAUAUUGAAAGAUUAAUCGUAAUUUUUUUAAAAAAACCAAGAAGGCUGCCUCUUGACAGAAAACACUUUUAUUCAAUAUGUAUUUUCUGAAAUUAAGAGAGAGAGACAAGAAUAGACUUAAAAGAAAAUAGAUGAAGAUGUUUGGUAAGUGAGCAAUGUCAGCUCUUUUUCUGAUGAGGAUAAUUCAGUGAUGUUAAAUCCGUUCCAAAUUCCUGGUUGUAGUCCUAAAGCCAAGAUUCUUUUUUGUUGGGACUGUUAUUAAGGGAAGUAGGAUCUUUUGUGCAUUCAACUCACAGUUGUAGAACUUGCAGUCUUCGGCAUGAGUAACUUAAAAGAGGAAAUAAAGAAGCUUUCAACUAAAUCCAAAAGUACAGUCAUUUUUUUUACUGCUGUGAUUUAAAAAGCCUCUUCAUAACCAUUGAAAAAGGACUGACAACUAUUUUAAAAGAUUAAAGAAAGGCAGAUGUCUGCAAACAAUUCUCCUCCCUCAGCCCAGAAGUCUGUAUUACCUACAACUCUUCCUGUGGUGCUUCCAACUCCUUCUCCCUGUGCAAGUCCUAAGACAGGACUCUCUGCCCGACUCUCCAAUGGAAGCUUCAGCGCACCGUCACUCACCAACUCCAGAGGCUCAGUGCAUACAAUUUCAUUUCUACUGCAAAUUGGCCUCACACGGGAGACUGUUACCAUUGAAGCCCAGGAACUAUCUUUGUCUGCUGUCAAGGAUCUUGUGUGCUCCAUUGUUUAUCAAAAGUUUCCAGAGUGUGGAUUCUUUGGCAUGUAUGACAAAAUUCUUCUGUUUCGCCAUGACAUGAACUCAGAAAAUAUUUUGCAGCUGAUUACCUCAGCAGAUGAAAUACAUGAAGGAGACCUAGUAGAAGUUGUUCUUUCUGCUUUGGCCACAGUAGAAGACUUCCAGAUUCGUCCACAUACUCUCUAUGUACAUUCUUACAAAGCUCCUACUUUUUGUGAUUAUUGUGGCGAGAUGCUCUGGGGAUUGGUACGUCAGGGACUGAAAUGUGAAGGCUGUGGAUUAAAUUAUCAUAAACGAUGUGCCUUCAAGAUUCCAAAUAACUGUAGUGGAGUAAGAAAGAGGCGUCUGUCAAACGUAUCUCUGCCAGGACCUGGCCUCUCAGUCCCAAGACCCCUCCAGACUGAAUGUGUAGCCCUUCUCACUGAAGAGUCACAUCUUCACCAAGAACCAAGUAAGAGAAUUCCUUCUUGGAGUGGUCGCCCAAUCUGGAUGGAAAAGAUGGUAAUGUGCAGAGUAAAAGUUCCACACACAUUUGCAGUUCACUCUUACACCCGCCCCACAAUAUGUCAGUACUGUAAGCGGUUACUGAAAGGCCUCUUCCGCCAAGGAAUGCAGUGUAAAGAUUGUAAAUUUAACUGCCAUAAACGUUGUGCAUCAAAAGUACCAAGAGAUUGCCUUGGAGAGGUUACUUUCAAUGGAGAACCUUCCAGUCUGGGAACAGAUACAGAUAUACCAAUGGAUAUUGACAGUAGUGAUAUGAACAGUGAUGGUAGUCGGGGUUUGGAUGACACAGAAGAACCGUCUCCCCCAGAAGAUAAAAUGUUCUUCUUGGAUCCAUCUGAUCUUGAUGUGGAGAGAGAUGAAGAAGCUGUUAAAACAAUCAGUCCAUCAACAAGCAAUAAUAUUCCACUAAUGAGGGUCGUACAAUCCAUCAAGCACACAAAGAGGAAGAGCAGCACGAUGGUGAAGGAAGGAUGGAUGGUCCAUUACACCAGCAGGGACACCCUGAGAAAGAGGCAUUAUUGGAGACUUGACAGCAAAUGUCUAACAUUGUUUCAAAACGAAUCUGGAUCAAAGUAUUAUAAGGAAAUUCCACUUUCAGAAAUUCUCCGCAUAUCUUCACCACAAGAUUUCACAAACAUUUCACAAGGCAGCAACCCACACUGUUUUGAAAUCAUCACUGAUAAUAUGGUGUACUUUGUUGGCGAGAACAAUGGGGACAGCUCUCACAAUCCUGUUCUUGCUGCCACUGGAGUUGGACUUGAUGUAGCACAGAGCUGGGAAAAAGCAAUUCGCCAAGCUCUCAUGCCUGUCACCCCUCAAGCCAGUGUUUGCACGUCUCCCGGGCAAGGGAGAGAUCACAAAGAUUUGUCUACCAGUAUCUCUGUAUCUAAUUGUCAGAUCCAGGAGAAUGUGGACAUCAGUACUGUUUAUCAGAUCUUUGCAGAUGAGGUGCUUGGUUCAGGCCAGUUUGGCAUCGUUUAUGGAGGAAAGCAUAGAAAGACUGGAAGGGAUGUGGCUAUUAAAGUAAUUGAUAAGAUGAGAUUCCCCACAAAACAGGAAAGUCAACUCCGUAAUGAAGUGGCUAUUUUACAGAAUUUGCACCAUCCUGGGAUUGUAAACCUGGAAUGUAUGUUUGAAACCCCAGAACGAGUUUUUGUCGUAAUGGAAAAGCUGCAUGGAGAUAUGUUGGAAAUGAUUCUAUCCAGUGAGAAAAGUCGACUUCCAGAACGAAUUACUAAAUUCAUGGUGACACAGAUACUUGUUGCUUUGAGGAAUCUACAUUUUAAAAAUAUUGUGCACUGUGAUUUAAAGCCAGAAAAUGUGCUACUCGCAUCAGCAGAGCCAUUUCCUCAGGUGAAGCUGUGUGACUUUGGUUUUGCACGCAUCAUUGGUGAAAAGUCGUUCCGGAGAUCUGUGGUAGGAACACCUGCAUACUUAGCCCCUGAAGUUCUCAGAAGCAAAGGUUACAACCGUUCUCUAGAUAUGUGGUCAGUGGGAGUUAUCGUCUAUGUGAGCCUCAGUGGCACGUUUCCUUUUAAUGAAGAUGAAGAUAUCAACGACCAAAUCCAAAAUGCUGCAUUUAUGUACCCACCAAAUCCAUGGAGAGAAAUUUCUGGUGAAGCAAUUGAUUUGAUAAACAAUCUACUUCAAGUGAAGAUGAGAAAACGUUUCAGUGUGGACAAAUCUCUUAGUCAUCCCUGGCUACAGGACUAUCAGACUUGGCUUGACCUUAGAGAAUUUGAAACUCGCGUUGGAGAACGUUACAUUACACAUGAAAGUGAUGAUGCCCGCUGGGAAAUACAUGCAUACACACACAACCUUGUAUACCCAAAGCAUUUCAUUAUGGCUCCCAAUCCAGACGAUAUGGAAGAAGAUCCUUAAUUAUCAAUGAGCUAACUUCAGAAAGAAAGGAUUUCAUUUUAUGGACUGCUAUUUUGCUGCACAACUGUUGUUCUUUGGAGAUUGUUAUCUGCAAGAAUGCAAAGACAUGAGGAAAUAUGAUAAGGAAUCAGUGACACCAAUACUGUAGUUCAUAAUGAGUAGGUACAAGAGGGGAAACUGAGUAAUAAAAACAGAUAAUGGAACCAAGAUGAAGCUUUUCAUAAAUUUUUACAGCAUAAACAAUAACUGGUUUUUGUAUUUUUUCCUAAUCUUUCACUUUAGUACAAUAGUGGCACUUAAUUUAUCUUCCCUUUCCUGUUCUUAUUUUUUAAAAGGCAAAAAGGCAAGCCAGAGUCCAGUUAUUGCAUAGCUUAACCAAAUCAUACAAGAGUUACAAGGUUGAUUACUGAACAGGUUUGCAUUGAAGAGAUAAACGAGAUUUCCUAUAAGGACUUGAAACAUCUAUCUGACCAUACAGAGGCACUGAGGGGGGGUUUCCUAGAUGCUUAGAAAAGGACUGCUGGACCGUUUUACCUUUCUUUUUUAGGUCAAUCAAGACUCCAAAACAGUGAUCCCUAACCUUUUUGGAUUUGAAACUCUGAAUAUGCUCUCUACAACAUAAAAAUUAAGUUGCCACCUUUUGUGAGUAUGUUACAAUAGCCUCUAAGGUAAUUUGGGACAACUGAUGGUAUAAAAGUAGGAGUAGGAAUCGCUGGUCUGAGUGCUGAGUUACCAUGUAUGUUUGCUCAUAGCUCAACUCUACUGCUAAAUAAAUACUCAUGUUCCCACUGACACCAAUGUUAAGAGUCCAGUAUUCAAUGGGUACAGAUCUAAACUCUGUACAAUUUAUUUUUACAGGGGGUUGAAUAGUUUGAGGAAGAAAAUGAAGGCCAGUACAGGGUCAGUUAAUGCUACAGGAAAGAAUAAUGAACAGUAUCCAUCUGGAAUGUUUUAAAAUCAAUUAUUUUAAGCAGUUCGGGCAAGUGGAUGCAGCUGACCAUGAAACAACCUAGUAGUUUAUAAGGGUAGGGACAUAUCAGCAGCAGAGCAAAUGAAAGAAUUUUCUUUUUUUUUUUUUAAACAUUUCAGCUCCAGCAGCCAGCUAAAGAAAAUUUUUUCUACUCAGAUAUAACAAGAGGUUAGACUUUUUCAAAGCUUUUAAAAAGUUACUAAUAAUCUCCCCUCCACCCACACACUACUUUCUGGGACCAUCCACUUAUAAAAUCUAAUGGCUUGUUUCUUCAUUCCUCAGUAAUCACUGUAAACGUUUUUUCCUCUAUAAAGAGCAAAAGAUUUGGAGUCAGAAGGUUUCGGUUUAGUCUUCUAUGUCCAGCCUCCCUUAUUAGCUGUGUUGGCCUGGCCAGGUGACAAUCCGUGUGAGCCUUAAGUUCCUCAAUCUAGAAAAUGAAGGUAAUGAUUCUCGCCUCUACCUUCCUCAGUGUUGUGAAGAUGAGAUAUGUAUAACCAUAGUCAAUAAACUAAAAACUAUAAAACUUAAAUCAUCACUGCCCACUGAAUCCGAGGUAACAAAGGAAAAGAUUGUUCAUAUAUAAACAAAGACUGAGAGAGUCUUUUGAGAUGCCUGAAGCUACUCCCUUAUCAAGGACUAAAAAUGUCCUUGAGAGAGUAGCAAACAUGCAGUGCUCCAAUGUAUGUUCUGAGCUCUUUACAUGUUAACUUAUCCUCACAACAGUAUAGGAUGAACUCCAUGUGACAGAUAAGGAAACUGAGGCACAGGGAAGUUAAGUAGCUGCUGAAGGUCACACAGUAUUUGAACCCAGGCAGUGUGGUUCUGGAGUCCUUACCUUGCUAACCAUUUUGCUAUACUGCCUCUCCAUAAAUAUCUCCAGGAGACAUUCCACAGCUCAGUAUUUCAGUCUCAUUUAGCAGUUUUAAAAAUCAAAAUUUUUCAAAACCUUUUAGAAAUGUGUUUUCUCUAGGAUAGAGGAUGACUUCCCCCAAUUUCUCCAAAGUCAGUCUUUAUAUCAACGUGCUAAAAUGGAGUAAUUCUGAGUCCUUAAGCACCCUGUUGUGGUUUUACUGCAUAAAGUGAAAAUGAACUGGAAUGAUGUUUAUUUGCUAUACUUACAUAAUCAAAUUUUACAAGCCAUGAAAGUAAUUUCACUCUUUUUGUUUUGUUGUUGAAUGCCUAAGAAGUUUUCUAAAUUUGUAAAGGCACUGUCAGAUAAUUUGGAGUUGAGUAAUUGCUCCAGAUACUGUAUAACGUGCAUAACCAUUUUUUUGUCUUGAAGUUGUCUGUACAAGAAAUAAUUGUAAGAAACAUUUGAUAAUGUACAAAGUAGUCCAUAAUGACACUGUUCAGUACAUUUUUAUAUUUUUUUGUUACAUCCCACUUUUUGUAAAUAACCUCAAAGAAGCUUAAUAAUAAAAUGUAUUUCCAUAUCACUAUACUUUUCCAUGUGAAAACCUGAGCCUAUCUCUAGUCAAGGUAUCCAAAGAAAAUUUUAUUUGGUUGUGUUAUUUUUUCCCCCAGGCCUUGGUAAGAGAACUAUUUUGAACAUAGUAUUUAUAAAUGGAACUAAUGCUAUAUUUAAGAACACUGAUUUUUUUAAACUGCCUAAAAUAAAAAACAACUCAUUUUAUAAUUUUAUAUGAAAAUUGAGGUAAUUAUCUAGAGGUCUCAUUUCUUGGAAUGAAAGUUUGGAAUAACUGUAACUACAAAUUUUUCAGGAACUACCAUCAAAUAGUCCACUACUGCAACUGUCAGAAGGCUUAAAUGACUAGCACUGGUCCAAGGCUGCACAGCAGCUGAAAAACAAACCCUCCAUUUUCCUUUAGAGUGAGAUACAGAAUCUCAGCUGAGCCAAAGAAGCAAUAAAAAGCAACAGUUCAUCACUCUGCCAAUGAACUUCCAAUACAGUUUUGCCAUAAGUUGAAGACACAUGGCUAAUAUUCUUUUCCUUAAAUCUUACUUGUAAAUUUGUGUUGCUAAUAUAAUUUUUUAGAAAGUCCAUGUGAUUGGUGUUAAUUUAAAAGUUCUGUGAACCAAAACAUGAAAACUUAGUGGAAAACUUGACAUUUAUCUGAAAAUAAGGGAAAAUUAGCUCAAUUUAGAAAAUUAUCCCUCUUAGGUAGUCUAUUAUAUUUACUCAUAUUUCAAUACAUGUCAGGUUUACUGGUUUUACUAUGACUUAAAUUUUUUUUAAUCUACUUUUGUUUUUAAUUAUAAAAUUCACAGGAGCAUGUGGUAAAAAAUUCAAAUACCUCAAAGGAGAACAAAUAAAAAAUUAAGUUUCUUCCCACCCCUAAAACCCACAUCCAGUUGGGAAAUUUAAUAGUGAUUUUUGGGUAUCCUUUUCUUAUGUCUUACAUAACAAGUAAAUGUCACAGAAAACAACCAGUCUGCACUGAAAUAUUUCUAUGGAAUUACUUAUGAGCAGUUCUUUAAAUGUAGCUUUUCUCCAACAAAAAUGGAAUCAUAACUAUAAAACAGUUUGCACCCUACUCUUUUCACUUACUAAAUCUUAUAGGUCUUUCUAUGUCAGAACAUAUUGCUGUAUGUCAUUUUUAAAAAUAACAUGUUGAUAGUUCUAUUUAACCAGUCCCCUGUGAAUGGCCAGUUAGGUUGUUUCCAGUUUUUAUUAAACCAAUCAGUGUUCAUGUUUACUUUUAAAAAUAAAACAAAAACAUAGCAACUCGCCUUGCUAAUUAAAGGAAACUCAGUUUCACGAUUACUUGUUUCCUAUGUGAGAACACACAUUUUGUUCCCAGUUUUAGACACAGUGUUUAGUUGUAUGUAAGAUGAGCUAUUUUUAUUGACUAUGAAGAGAUAAAAUAUUUUAAU
Molecule: messenger RNA, 7249 nt
Organism: Rhinolophus ferrumequinum (greater horseshoe bat)
Lineage: Eukaryota; Metazoa; Chordata; Mammalia; Chiroptera; Rhinolophidae
Gene: PRKD3
Product: protein kinase D3
Exons: 19
Coding region: 772-3444 (890 amino acids)
Biological process (GO): protein phosphorylation
Molecular function (GO): ATP binding; protein serine/threonine kinase activity
Source: RefSeq, a predicted model, not a curated record